This is a messenger RNA of Jaminaea rosea, 1596 nucleotides long. Its product is annotated as protein phosphatase 2A regulatory subunit PR55. Bases 1 to 1596 code for a protein of 531 amino acids. Gene Ontology annotation, molecular function: protein binding; protein phosphatase regulator activity. NCBI's taxonomy places the organism in Eukaryota, Fungi, Basidiomycota, Exobasidiomycetes, Microstromatales. Gene Ontology annotation, cellular component: cytosol; protein phosphatase type 2A complex. Gene Ontology annotation, biological process: peptidyl-serine dephosphorylation. The transcript has 6 exons. The record is from RefSeq and is a predicted model, not a curated record.
AUGGUUGGCGGUGAUGACGACGCGGGCGUCGUCGUCGAGCUUGGCUACGACGCCAGCUACGACGACCGCGAGGAAGUCGAGGAGGCGCUUCCUACAUCUCCCGAGAUUGGUGAUGAUCUUUUUGCUGACGAUGAGAUACCACUCUAUCCUCCUCCGCCUCCUCGCCCUACGUCCCCUCCAGCCGACAUCAUCUCCACAGUCGAGUUCGACCAUACGGGAGACUACUUGGCGACGGGCGACAAGGGCGGACGCGUCGUCCUCUUCGAGAGGAAUGAGUCGAAAAAGGGCUGCGAGUACAAGUUUCACACAGAGUUCCAAUCGCACGAGCCCGAAUUCGACUACCUGAAAUCAUUAGAGAUCGAGGAGAAGAUCAACAAGAUCAAAUGGUGCCGCAGACAGAAUGCCUCACAUUUCCUCUUGAGCACAAAUGACAAGACCAUCAAACUGUGGAAGGUCUUCGAAAAGUCGCUCAAGGUCGUGGCCGAGAACAACUCGUCAGGCGAAGGCUUCCGUCCCCCACCGGUCUCCAACAUCCACCCCAGCCUCCUCCCUCCGCCGACCGUACCGAUCCCUGGCAGCGGCCACAGCCUGCGUCUACCCAAGCUUCAGCACCACGAUACCAUCGUCGCCGCAGUACCGAGAAAGAUCUACGCAAAUGCUCACGCUUACCACAUUAAUUCGAUCUCGGUCAACUCGGACGGCGAGACGUACAUUAGUGCCGAUGAUUUGAGGAUCAAUCUAUGGAACCUCAACAUCAGCGAUCAAAGCUUCAACAUUGUCGACAUCAAGCCGGUCAACAUGGAGGAGCUCACAGAAGUCAUCACAUCAGCCGAGUUCCAUCCGAUCAACUGCAACAACUUCGUAUACUCGUCUUCAAAGGGUACAAUCAAGCUUGCUGACAUGCGCGACUCGGCUCUGUGCGACCAGCACGCCAAGCACUUCGAAGAGGAGGAAGACCCAUCCUCCAAGUCCUUCUUCAGCGAGAUCAUCUCGUCAAUCAGCGACGUCAAGUUCAGCCGAGACGGGCGAUACAUCCUCUCUCGCGACUAUUUGACCUUGAAGCUCUGGGAUGUGAAUAUGGACAAGCGACCGGUGAAGACGAUCCCGAUACACGAGCACCUCAGGAGCAAGCUGUGCGACCUCUACGAGAAUGACUGCAUCUUCGACAAGUUUGAGGCACUCUGGGGUCCGGAUGGAAACAAGUUGCUGACGGGAUCGUAUAACAACUAUUUCCACAUCUUCGACAAGGAGGCAGCCCCGGGAGUGGACGCAGCAGGUGGUAGCGCAGCUGGAUCGAGCACCUCAAGCCCAGGCGCAGGCGAAGUGGUCCUGCAAGCGGACAAGUCGGCCUUCAAGACGAAGAAGGGAGCGGGUGGUAAGAAAGGCAACAAGAAUGCAGCCAACAACGGCAAUGGUGCCGCAGGUGGGGCGGGGGCGGUGGGUCCUGGCCAGAUGAAUACGGAGAACGUGGACUUCAACAAAAAGAUCCUGCACGCCAGCUACCACCCGAGGGAGAACACGAUUGCUAUUGCAGCGACCAACAAUCUGUUCAUCUUUUCGGCACAGAACGCUGCCGGGGUGCCGAUGCUGCAGUAG